AUGGAUAUGUGUGUUAUUCUUAAAAUAAAAAAAAACAAUAUAAUAAAAAAUACAAGACGUGUUAUUGAUAAACUAUUUUUAUUGCAUAAACAAAACAAGAUUUUAGAUUUCAAUGAUAAACUUGACAGGUUAAAAGAUCUUGUUAACAAAAAUAUAAAUGAAAUACAAAACAUUAAUAAAGAAAUUUCUGAAAGAAAAAAAUACAAUUCACUGAUUUUUGCAAUUGUUGAAUAUUUUAAUAUAAAUAGAUGUUAUAAGGCCUCAGUAAUGCUUAGUGAUUUUUUUAAUCAAAAAAGCGAUAUAUUAUUUUUUAAAGAAACCGAUGAAUUAAUAAAUCAAUAUAGAAAUAAUAAAUAUGAGGAUUUAUUGAAAUAUUUAAAAGAACAUAAAACUAUUUUUAAAACAUACAACAUUGAAGAAAAAGUAAAAAUAAGACAUUUUCUUAAUAUGUGUUUAUUAAAGAAAUAUUCUGAAUGCAUUACAUUUCUUAAGAAAAAUGAUAUUCCUAAAAAGUAUUAUAUAAAUUUGUUAUGCAUUAAAGAUAAAUUGGUCGAUGAUGAGACUCCGCUUGCUGAAUUGUACGAAGCAUUUGGUGUUUUUAAUACUAGAAUUCAAAAAAGAAUAGAAUAUGGUAUUAUUUCAUAUAAAACAAAAAUGUGUUAUAAAUUUAUUAAUGAAGAGUGUCCUGCAUGUAUGUUUAUAGGAUUAAGAAGAGAAGUUCCUUUUAACAGAAGAGAACAUAGUGUAAUUUUAUGUAAAGGAAGUCAAGAUCUUAUUACAGAAGAGAAUAGAGCCUUUGCUUAUGACAGUGGACAUGUGUAUGGAGAAAAUUAUAUAAAAGAAAAAGGAUAUUUAUUAGAAGAUAAUAAAUAUCCGAGACAGUGUUAUUUUAUGUAA
Molecule: messenger RNA, 897 nt
Organism: Vairimorpha ceranae
Lineage: Eukaryota; Fungi; Microsporidia; Nosematidae
Product: macrophage erythroblast attacher
Exons: 1
Coding region: 1-897 (298 amino acids)
Source: RefSeq, a predicted model, not a curated record